Messenger RNA from Lingula anatina, 1682 nucleotides. RefSeq names its product insulin-like growth factor-binding protein-related protein 1. Gene Ontology annotation, cellular component: extracellular region. The record is from RefSeq and is a predicted model, not a curated record. Gene Ontology annotation, biological process: regulation of signal transduction; regulation of cell growth. Gene Ontology annotation, molecular function: insulin-like growth factor binding. Lineage: Eukaryota; Metazoa; Brachiopoda; Lingulata; Lingulida; Lingulidae.
CCAGAUGGCUUGCAUUUAUUCUGCUUAUAUAGUCGGUAAAAUAGGGUGAUUAACUAACAUUGCACGUUUGCGCUAAACGCCAGAACAUUUUCUUGAACCAAAUGUAAACUGAAGGUCAUUAAAGGGAUUAAGCCUUGGAGCGCGGGUGUUCAGAAGCCAUUUUAGUACCAGUUUAUAAACUCAAGUAUUCUCACGGGUGCUUUUGUGGGCAAAUAUCUCGGGAGGACUAGCUGCUGGUAUUUGUGGUGGUUUGGCUAUUUGUGGUGAGUAGGAACUCCGUUCUGCGUAAGGCAAUCCCUCAGAAGAUGGCUAAUAUAGGCCAGUAUCUGGGGCUUUUCUCCGCCCUGCUUGUGCUAGCAUUUGCCCAGAAGCCAACCCGAGAGCAGAUACCCGAUGACUGUCCGAUCUGUGAUUUAAAUCGCUGCCCUAAAGAGACGGAUCUUUCAACUUGCGAGGCCGGUCUUGUGAAAGACCGCUGUCACUGCUGCAAGGUUUGUGGAAGGAAAGCCGGGGAGCUGUGCGAUAUUUUUGGAGUCACCCGCCCAGAUAUCUACUUCGGUCACUGUGGGGAUAAUCUCAAAUGCGUUCUCCGAGACGACAUUUCUCCAGAUGCCCCCAAGGAGGCUAUCUGUAUGUGCAUGGAAGGCAACGAACACGUCUGUGGCUCUGACGGGGAGACCUACAAAACCAUGUGUGAUCUUUCUGCUGCUAAAAAGCAAACUGGCAAGGACAUCAAAGUGUUUAGGAAGGGACCUUGUAAGAGUGCCCCGAGAAUAGAUUCUCCCCCAAGCCACACUUUAGGCAAACUGCAUAAGAAUGUGGUGCUGGCGUGUGAGGUGUCUGGAUUCCCAGUGCCCACAGUGGAGUGGACUUGGAAAAGAGUGGACAACAAGACGUUCGUUUUACCCAGAAACGAUCAUAAGAUCUCGAUCAGUUCUCGUGGCGGGCCCGAGAAGUACCAGGUGACUGGAUGGGUGCAAAUCAUGGAGCUCGCCAAGCACCACGAGGGCGACUAUAGCUGCGUGGCACAGAAUAAAUACGGCGUGGUUCAGCAAGCCGCUAGAGUCAAAGUCGAUACUAAGGAUGAGGAAUUGUAAAAGAAAAAAAAUCAGAAAACAGUAAGAAGAGACUGAAUGAAUGGUAUUCUUUUAUCAGCUGAUAAGUUACAUCUUCUAGAAAGUUAGAAAAAGAUGUUAACCGUUUUGCUGGAUACGAGGCCUUUUUAACAUGGAGAUUGACGGUACCUUCGGCCAUUGGUGAUCAAUAAUAUCGGAAGCACUAUAAUUAUAGUAACUUGCUUCACGGAAACUAGUUACAAAUUAUCUUAAAUCCGAGGCUUGUCAUCAUGAAGUUGUUUUUUUAUCAAAAAUGUUUUGUAAUUUUUAUCCAUCUAAAAUACUUACAGUAACAUUUUACUUAGAUUCCAUCAAUUUUUAGCUCAACGUGUGUGUAGAACAUUAGUGCCUUUAGAUAUUGAAACAUUUAAAUAUGGUGAUUUAUAUAUGAUUAUGAGAUGACAUUUUUAAUUAUUAUAUAGUACUAUUUUAUUCAUAUUUUUAUCACAACAGUGAUUUACCAGACUAGCACUGCCAGCUGUAGUUAAUGGUUAUAAGCAUUGUUCGUAUUCGAAUGUAUUAGAAUUGCAAUGAAUAAAUAAAUUAACUCAGUUUUAAGGCUCGUGA